CGUGCUGCUGGUAAACAUGGAGGAAGGUAUCGAGCUUGUAUUCAGUAAGUUUUCAUCAGGGAGCGCGAGGAGUGCGUCACCGGCGGAGGACCCCGAGGAAGAGGAAGGCAGCCACACAGAGUGCGGCGAGGAGGAGGGUAUAGAAGAAUUUCCAGAAUCCGUACUUUCAUUUUUACAAUUGGUUAAACAAAGGAGUGAAGAUGCUGAAAAACUGAUUUUACAAGACUUGGAUUCUACAGACACAUGGAGUGAAUAUUUUCCAGUAUCUAAACUUCAGCCCGGUGAUGAUCAUGAUUAUUUAGCUCAACUGGCAUCGGAGUACAAUGAAGAACCAGAGACAUUUAAGAGAAGGGUUUUGGCUGACAUAGAAGAAGAAGACCGAGAAGAUCUGCUCAGUGGUAAAGAGGCGAUUGUCAGAGAAGAAGAUCCCGAGCCUGCAGAUAAAUUAGAUGGCACGGAUGAGGUUAUUACCCUUUCUUACCUUGAGGUAGAAGAAAGCUGUAGACAGAAACUGCAGGAGUGGGAAACGGAACAAGAGAAGCAGAAGGACACGAAUAGAGCCGCACUCAAUGCUCGGAAAGCUGUCCUAGAGAAAGAAAUCAAAGAGCAAGAUGAAAAGCGAGAACAUUGGAAGAAGGCGUUUGAGAAAGAGCGCGUAACACUUAAUACCCUGCAGCAAGAGCAACAAGAACAGCUUCAAUUAGAUCUAAAGAGAAGCAAUGAAGAACUUGAACAGGAUUUCAAAAAUCACCAGAGUCGAAUUAAUCAAAUUGAAGCAGAUUUGGUAAUUGAAAGAAAAGCCUUUGAAGAACAGAAAGCCAAGGCCAAAAAGUGUUUGGAAGAACUGCAGUACAAAUCAGCCGUUAAAAUUCAGGCAGCAUUCAGAGCACACAAAGUAUACAAAAUGUACGCACCUAUGUUAAAGCAGCAAAAAGAGGACCUGAAAAGGAAGAAGGAACUUCAGCGCAAAAUGGACAUGGAAAAGAAAGAGCUAGAGGAGAAAAUUAAGAUGAAGCUUGAGGAGAAAAGACGAAAAGAUGAAGAAAAGAGACAAAAUGAAGACAUUGCAAAAAAGAGAAUUGAAGAGGCCAACAGGAAAGAGAUUUUUGAACAGGAAAUGAGGCAGCGGGAAUAUGAGAAGAAGAAGAAUGAAGAAAAAAUGAGACUGGACAAAGUUAAACUCUUGAGACUGGAAGACAAGAAGAAACAAGAAAUGAACAGUCUUCCAUAUUCUUCGAAGAGUGGAAGCCCAACUGAAGAGGGUCAAGCAAUAGAUGAACUGAAUCUCACGGUUAAAAUGGCUGAGGAACCUGAGAAGAAGCUUGAUGAGAAGGAAAGGCAAGAGGAGCACAGUAUGUUCCAACAAGAGAUAGAUGUGAGAAUGAAGGUAAAUAACCAUGAAAGAAUUACAAAUGUGGAAAGUGUAUAUAAUGUGGAACCUGAAGAAGUCAACAUAGCCUCAGAAACUGAUAGUUCUCCAUUCGUACACAAUGACAAUUCUACGGAGGCACAUAAGAAUAUAGAAAAUAAAAGCCCUCCUUUUGUGUUGACUGGAACACCAUUUACAUCCACUGAGGAACAAAUUCUUUAUUCACAGUCUGCUGUAAACAACAUCGAAGAACAAGACAUGAGCCAGAUUACAGGAACCUCACAAUGUCAAAGUCCAUCUUCUUCUGUAGCCUUAAAUGGUGGGAGUCUGUCAGAUCAAGCAGAGGUGAAGAGACUAGCAUGGAUGAAAUCCUGCAAACCUUGGUCCAAGAUUUUGAGGGAUAGCCAAAAGAUAGUGAUAAAAAAGGCAAAACAGAGGAAAAGUUCUGCAACAAAGCAGCUACCGCCACUAAAGGAAGCCCUCAUCCUGCACAACAGUCCAUGGCAGUACUUGGAACAGGUCACAACGGUGACUUUUCAGGACCUGCCAGGCUGCAGUCUUUCAACAUUGUCAAAAUGCGUAAAACUGAAAUUUCUGUCUUUGAGACGCUGUGGAUUAACUGCACUUGACGGGUUGAGUUUCUGCGGAGCAUUGCAGUACAUAGACGUUCAGGAAAAUUGUAUCAGUUUUAUCAAUUGUGAAGCCUUGAAAAACCUAAGUGUUUUACUGUUGAAUAAGAACCAAAUCACAUCAAUUCAUGGACUAGAGGAUUGUGCAAACCUCAUGAAUUUGGAACUAUCAUUCAACUUAAUAACCAGAAUUGCUGGACUGGAAUCUUUGAGGAAUCUUCAGAGGCUAGUCUUGGAUCAUAAUCAGCUGAUAUCCACUAAGGCCCUUGAGACAACACCUCUGCUAACAUAUUUGGACUGUUCGUACAAUUAUCUUACUGAACUUGAAGGAAUUCAGAACUGUGGCCUCAUGCAGGUUCUAAAGUUACAAGGGAAUAAUUUGUCAGAGAUUCCUCGGCUGGAUAAUCAUGUUCUCAUGAGAGAGUUAUAUCUGGAUGACAAUAACUUAACAACGCUGACAGAGUUGUCGUCAUUUUGGUUACCUUUGUUGCAAGUUUUCUCAGCAUCACACAACAGCAUAACUCACCUCGCAUCAUUCAAUACUUUUAUCUCACUUGAAGAAUUGAAUCUAACUAGCAACUGCUUAUCGGCGUUACAUACUGUAUCCCAGUGGCUGGAAGGAUGUAUGCAUUUAAGAAAACUUUCUAUUAGUAGGAAUCCAUUUCUCCAAGAACAGAAUUGGAGAUUUACUUUACAAAACAUUUUACCUGCCUUGAGACUCCUGAAUGAUGACGAAAUAACAUUUGAAGAUAAAAAAGGUCCCAAGGCACCACCAGGAAGCUUUUUGGCACUUUGUCAACACCAAAUUUCCAGUAUCAGUAAACUCUGGCAUGUUGUAAAUGCUGAGGAGAGAGCAUUAUCAUCUUUAGAAACACUGGAGACAUUCUGUGACUCACUGAAAGAAGUAUUGCAACUUAGUAAUGUAUAUAGAUAUGCACAUGAGUAUGGUGACACAGAAGUUGCUGAAGGAGAAGAUCCAGAGAUUCCUAGAGACCAUCUGAGUCACCUAGACCUUGACAGAAGUCAUCAUAGUAGUCACAUUAUCAAUGGCCCUCAUGAAGAUAAACAUAAAGACACAAAACAGAUCACCUUCCAACAAGCUCGGUCUUUGAUUGAGCCGCCCCUUGCAAAUGCUGGACAAAGUAAUCGAUCAAACAGUAGAGGGAUAAUAAAACACCAAUCCUGGCAAUCAGAGUUAUCCAGAAAAGACACUGAACAACAUGCUAGAGAGGUCCGUGCCGCAGUUCUAAUCCAGUCUCAGUGGAGAGGGUAUGUAAUACGGAGAGAUAUUCAUUAUUAUACAAAGCUUCAUGAGGCUGCCUGUGUUAUACAGUCAGCAUGGCGUCAUUAUCACAGCGGGAAAAAAUCCUUGCUUAAGAGAUGUGCUACUCCAAAAACAUCCGUCACACAACAUGCUGCCACGGUAAUACAGGCAGCUUGGAAAGGAUUUUUUUUACGUAAAAGGUUAGCUGCUGCUUUUGCUGGAAUUGAUAGAGAAGAGCUAGAAGAUGACUUUGAAGAAGUGAAUUUGGAGGAAUUUACCUAUGAUGAAAAUGUUUUUGAACAAGGCUGGUCAGUAGAUUCUACCCGUUCCCAUUCUGGAGCGCUACAUCUCUUCAGUAAACCAGAACAACCAAAGAAAUAUGUGGCUAAAGAUGACAGAGAAUACUCCUUACCUCGGUUCCCACAAGAAGCCUGGGCCAUUUCUGAAGGUUCAGCACUAGAUAGAGGACGUAGCAGGUCGGAGAAACAGAAUCUGUCACAUGUGUAUAGCAUGAAGUCCAAUACUGACAUUUCCUUCAAAUCGGAGAAAGAGGAAAAAAUUUCCCAGGAGUGGGGAUUUAAAGAUGCAUCUACCGCACAACUGAUGCUGAAAAGAGCCCAGAAAAUGAAGUCUAAGCAAGCAAAACAUAAAAAAAUGUUGGACCCAGCUGUGCGCCUGGCGUUGUUCAAAAAUAAUGAAAAUAAACAUGCCCCAGUAAUGCCACCAAGGAAGGCUCAGCCAACAAAAAUAGAGUACUUUCGAGGUAAAGAAGAGGAAUUAUACAAUUUAAAGGAACUUCCUUCAGAAGCUCUAGCAAGAAGCAGAGAUCUUACUUAUCAGUGGCUUCAUACCCAAUGUGGAGAUAUAAAUCCAGCUAGUUCUGCAACAUCCAAAUGCAAGCGUUUCUUGCCUGAAUUAAACCACGACGUUCUGAAAGGAGGACGCGUCCAGCUUGUGACUAAUGGUCCUUUAAGCAAAGACGCUGAUGAUUUAGACCUUUUGUCUGUUAAAUCUGGUAGUUUGGCAUCGCACAACAGAGAAGAAAAAGUAAAAACUCCGAGAAGUUCUGGACCAUGUUCUGACAGAAAUUCAUUUGCACCAGUGAAAGCUAAUUCUGGACCUCACCGGAAGGAACGCAUCUCAUUUCGAGACAAUCCAGUUCAAUUCAGCGGUGGUUGGGGAGGAGGGAAAAAGAAGGCCAUUAAAUAGUAAUCAUUUUUCAAAGAGGCAAAGUGCAUGGCAAAGUGUAAUAAAAUAAACUUCUGUAUAGUGACUUUACCUAAUAAUUUUCUCAGCUUUCGUUAUAUACUGUAUGAUAUUCAUAUUAGUUU
This is a messenger RNA of Bufo bufo (common toad), 4593 nucleotides long. RefSeq names its product leucine rich repeats and IQ motif containing 1 (gene LRRIQ1). The record is from RefSeq and is a predicted model, not a curated record. Gene Ontology annotation, molecular function: protein binding. The transcript is spliced from 26 exons. The coding region runs from base 17 to 4471 and encodes 1484 amino acids. NCBI's taxonomy places the organism in Eukaryota, Metazoa, Chordata, Amphibia, Anura, Bufonidae.